UCAGUAGUUGGAGGAGCUUCUCCAAGAAUGGUCAGAAGCAAACAGAGGCCAGCCCAGGAAGCUGGGCUGGAGCUCCUCGAGAGUCCAGGGAAUUGACAAGGGUAUCUCCAAGGGGCAGGGGCAAGGCCAGGCAAGCUAAACAGAAGCCUUAUCCCUGUUAUCACCUCGUUUCUGUCUCCCUCUAGACCCAUAUAAUGCCCAGAGGUGAGCUGUCCUGAGACACUGUGAUCCAGCCGCCUGCCAGUCCCACAAGCCCCAAGUCAGCUGCCGACACAAAUCGUCAUGGAGUCCCGGGGAAAGUCAGCCAGCAGCCCCAAGCCAGACACCAAGAUGCCUCAGGCCACAGCUGAGGCCAAGGCCACUCCAGCUGCUGAUGGGAAAGCCCCCUCGACCAAGCCUGUGAAGAAGGACACCCAAACAGAGAAGCAGGAGCAACCAACAGCCCCUGGGCCAGCUACUACCAAGAAGACACCGGCCAAGGCAGACCCUGUACUUCUCAACAAUCACAGCAACCUGAAGCCAGCCCCCGCAGUGCCCGCAGCCCCCAGCAGUCCUGAUGCAACUUCAGAGCCAAAGGGUCCUGGGGACGGGGCCGAGGAGGAUGAGUCCAACACUGGAGGCCGAGGCCCCUGGCCUUGUGAGAACUUGACCCCUUUGCUAGUGGCUGGGGGUGUGGCUGUGGCCACCAUGGCCCUAAUUCUUGGUGUGGUCUUCCUAGCCCGGAAAAAAUGAUGCCUGGUGUCCAGGUGGGGGGCACAGAGCCACUUUCUGUACAGACCUGAAUAUAUAGUGCAUGCAAGGUCCUAGAUACUUAUCUAUACAUACAUACAUACAUCACACACACACACACACACACACACACACACACACACACACACACGUAUGCUACAUACAUCCACGCAGCAGGAGAGAGAUAGACAGUGAGCCCACCUCCACUGACCCCAGCACAUUCUUUCCCAAGUCCUGGGGCAAGAGCUCAGCUCUGCAGUUUGCAGGAAGCACUGACAUGGGGCAGAGGGGAUAGCCUGGACUAAACAACUAAGAACAGAUGCUGGAUGUGGUAGAUGGA
Molecule: messenger RNA, 1069 nt
Organism: Cricetulus griseus (Chinese hamster)
Lineage: Eukaryota; Metazoa; Chordata; Mammalia; Rodentia; Cricetidae
Source: RefSeq, a predicted model, not a curated record